UUUUGUGUUAGAGAUGAGUUUUGCUGAACUAAAACACAAAACCGAAUGAAAGCAUUCCGAUGUCUUAAAAUGCAUUCGUGUGCAUAUGCCUAUUGACGUUCAACCAAUCUAACCGUUUUAAUUUUUACGCCAGUGAACAACUCUCGGAUGCAAUUGGUUGUUUUUCUCAUCUUGUUCAUCGCUUCGCACUCUUCAUGCACACCACAUGUGAAGAAGAAAAAACCCAACAACACCACACAUAUAGACCAGAGAAUUGUUGCCAUGGAUGAAUUUUAUCUUGCAUUCACUGUGCAAUGCAAUAAGCGAAAAGAAGUAGAAGAGAAGCGAAAAAAAAAUCACUCACAAUGAGAAAUAACUGCAUUUAUAACCGAUCAAUUAUUUGCGCUUUCUCUCUGAUUAACUUGUUUUUGUUGGACAAACUUAGAAAAUGAAGGAAAGAAGCCGAUGGCAGCAGUAACAACAACAAUAACCACAACAACAACAAUCACAACAACAACAAAAAUAUAUAAUAGAUAUAACCAAUCGAAGUGAACUUACAGAGAUAGAAAAAACAUUAGAGAAAACACAGUUUUCAGUACUUCAUCGGUCUUCAAUACAAUAACUUCAGUAACAGUUGCAAUCAACUAAACUUUGUAGCAAGUGUUUAAUUGUGUUUCUCGUUUGUGCAAUUGAAAUUUUUUCGUGAAAUCAUCAUUUUAAUCCUGUCAACAUUUAUUUCAAUAUAUAUAGAAAACACACAUCGCAUACACAUACUGCACAUCACGCACCGAUACAUAUAUAUUAUAUAGAUAACCGCAUUGAGACACAUUGAUUAAUAUCAACCGUGUUUAGGGUUAAUUUUUCUGAAUUAAAACUAUACCACAACAUAAAUAAUAAUAGUAUAGUCCAUAUGUGCACAAAUAAAUUGUUUCAAUUAUAAUUAGUUGUGUCGAUUCGUGGUUGAGCCGAAAAAUGAGCCGAAUUGUGUGCAGUCCAUUGGGUGGUAAUGUUGGUGAGAAAUUGGAUAGUUUUUUCCAAAGAAAGAAUUGCUUCAUUGAAGUGAAUCCCGGCCAUGUUAUCAUGCCAAAAAAAUACCAGGAUAUUUCCGAAGAGAUAAUCAACACUGACGUUCGAACAGACGACAUUUGGAUGAUUUCUUAUCCUCGAACAGGUUCAACAUGGGCUCAAGAAAUGGUUUGGCUUCUAGGUAAUAAUUUGGAUUACGAAGGAGCCAAAAGUAUACAAACUUUACGAUCGCCACUGCUUGAAAUGACUGCGAUCAUGUAUGAAGACUAUACGGAAUGGGUGAAAAAUUCAAUCGGAAAUUCUGUGCAGCAGGUUAGCAAUAUGGCAAGUCCACGUUUCAUCAAAUCACAUUUACCAUUACAGCUCCUGCCAACAAAAUUGACCACUGUGAAACCGAAGAUCAUCUAUGUCGCGCGCAAUCCAAAAGAUUUAUGUGUAUCGUUUUAUCAUUAUUGUUCGUUGAUGCACGGUUUAGUUGGAACAUUCGAGGAAUUUUGUGAGAUAUUUUUGAGUGAUAAUGCACCAAUUGGUCCGGUUUGGCCGCAUUGUUUGACUUUUUGGAAUAUGCGCGACGAGCCAAAUGUAUUAUUUUUGAAAUAUGAAGACAUGAAAAAGGAUCUACCAUCGACGAUUUAUAAGUGUGCCAAGUUUUUGGGUGUGGAAAAUCGAAUAACAGACAUUGAUGUGUCUCAAAUGUGUGAUCAUUUGAAAUUUGAUCGUAUGCAAAAGAAUCCAGCCGUUAAUAUUACAUCAUAUUUACCGGUAAAUGGUGAUAAGGAUAAAAAUGUUCAAUUUAUACGAAAGGGACAAAUUGGCGAUUGGAAAAAUUACAUGUCAGACGCAUUAUCGGUUCGAUUCGAUGAAUGGAUUCGACUAAACACCGAUGGCACGGGUUUGGAAUUUGAAUAUGAAUGAACAAUAUUCUUGCAUCUAUAAAAUUCUAUCGUGAUUUAGUGCACUGCAACAGCAACAACGAAUAACUUUGAGCCGAACAGAAAAUUAAACAACAACAACAAAAAUGUAUUAAUAGUAAGCUUUUUCUUGCCUAAAUAAAUAGACACGCUGUGGA
Molecule: messenger RNA, 2074 nt
Organism: Contarinia nasturtii (swede midge)
Lineage: Eukaryota; Metazoa; Arthropoda; Insecta; Diptera; Cecidomyiidae
Gene: St2
Product: sulfotransferase 1E1
Exons: 4
Coding region: 952-1920 (322 amino acids)
Biological process (GO): sulfation
Cellular component (GO): cytoplasm
Molecular function (GO): sulfotransferase activity
Source: RefSeq, a predicted model, not a curated record